Messenger RNA from Gaeumannomyces tritici R3-111a-1, 1167 nucleotides. RefSeq lists its product as hypothetical. The coding region runs from base 1 to 1167 and encodes 388 amino acids. NCBI's taxonomy places the organism in Eukaryota, Fungi, Ascomycota, Sordariomycetes, Magnaporthales, Magnaporthaceae. The record is from RefSeq and is a predicted model, not a curated record. The transcript has 3 exons.
AUGCCGCCGGCGGUGGGCGGUCCUGGCGCUCGCCGCUUUCACCAUGACCGUCGUCGUCCUCGGCUCAGCCGGCUCGUACAGGAGCGAUAUCUACGACCCGUCAGGAACGCGGCGGCUAAGAUCAAGGACCACGUCGUCAAGGGCAGCAGCAGCAACAACAACAACAGCUACAGCAACAAUGGCAAUGGCGGCCACGGUGGUGAGGCGCAGGGUUACGAUUCUGCUUCAAACAGAACCCUCGGGAUCGAGUCGAUCCAGUUCAUCAACAUGGACUACCGCUACGUCCGCCUCGACGCCCUCGCCAUCCAGUGCUACAUGUCCGACAUCGAGGUGAAGCCCAUCCUGGGGUUCCCCAAGGACAAAGCGGGGUCCGAGGUGGUCGGCUUCCCCCCGACGAGCAACCUGAGCAGGCUCGGGCCGCCAGAGGUGGCCACAUGGCGGGCACAUGCCAAUGUCUGGCAGCAGAUGCUCAUGAAGCGGUCCCCAGCCGUCCUGAUCAUGGGGUCGGACGCUGUGUGGGACACGCAGCUGCGACGCAUAAUGGGCAACCUCAACGGGCCCUUCCUCGACCUCCUCCACGCCGACAACCCCAACGGCAACAUGGCGGCGGCGCGCAGCGGGCUCUGGGACAUACUCAGCCUCGGCCAGUGCAGCGGCCACUGGAAGGAGGGCACGGGCUUCCGGCUGUACCGGGACGAGUUCGCCGCCGCGGCUGGUUCGGCAACGACCCUGGCCGGCAGGCGCGUCGUGUACCGCGCCGGCGGCAUGGUCUGCCUGACGGGCUACGUCGUGUCGCUCAGGGGCGCGGCCAAGCUGCUGGCGCGCACGGCCAUCAACCUGGACCAGCCCGUCGACAUCGUCGUCGACAGCAUGAUGAAGGGCGGCGAGCUCGUCGGCUACAACACCCAGCGCCAACCCGUCGCCCAGUGGGUCUACCCAUCCGGCCUCGGCAUGGAGAUGCGCGGCGCCAACAGCGACAUCCGCCCCAACGGCUCCGAGAGCUGCCAGUCCGGCGAUGACGGGUCCAGAGCCAGCUGGCCCGACGCGGAGAGGAGGGGCUCCGUCUGGGAUAUCAAGCCGCAGUACGCCGGCGUCGACUUCCCUGACUUUGGGCUCGGCCACGCGUGGAAAAAGAUCGCCGAGACAAAGAAGAAACUUCCCUUUUAG